AUGAGCGACGCAGUCGCACAUUCACAAAAAGAAGCCUCGCAAACUCGUCAUGCAUUGAAUUUCAAAUCUGAUGCUCCUGACAGCGAGAUCACUGUUGGAAAUUAUCGUUUAGAAAAAACUAUUGGCCAGGGAACAUAUGGCAAAGUCCGUCUUGGUGUUCAUACAUUAACAGAUGAAAAGGUGGCUGUCAAGGUUAUUGAAAAGUCACAAAUUCAAUCUGGCAAACAAGUAGCUCGCCUCCAACGUGAGAUCAGGUUUCUCAAAUUGCUCAAUCAUCCACAUAUUGUCAAGGUCCAUGAUGUGGUCGAAACAAACGACUUUAUAUACAUUGUCAUGGAGUAUGCGGUGGGUGGAGAGCUGUUCGACUACAUUGUGGCGCAUAAACGAGUAAAGGAAAAGGAAGCACGCAGUUUUUUUAGAAUGGUACUGAGUGCUGUAGACUAUUGCCACCAGAAUGCGGUCAUUCAUCGUGAUUUGAAACCAGAAAAUUUGUUAUUGGAUAGCAAAAAAAGUAUCAAAAUUAUAGAUUUUGGAUUUGGAAAUAACUUUACUCAAAAUGGACUACUUGAUACAUUUUGCGGAUCUCCGUUUUAUGCUGCACCAGAAAUGAUUCUAGGAAAAAAGUACGAAGGACCAGAGGUUGACAUGUGGAGUCUUGGUGUGAUUUUGUUUGCACUACUGUGCGGACACUUGCCAUUUGAUGAUGACAAUAUGAAGGAGUUGUACAAAAAAAUUUCAACUGGAAGCUAUAAAUGCCCGGAUUAUUUGAUGCCAAAUGCUCGACAUCUGAUUGGUAGACUAAUCACUGUGGAGCCCAAAAAACGUGCAACUCUUGCAGAAGUACUUUCUCACCCAUGGGUCAAU
Messenger RNA from Batrachochytrium dendrobatidis JAM81, 864 nucleotides. RefSeq lists its product as uncharacterized. The transcript has 7 exons. NCBI's taxonomy places the organism in Eukaryota, Fungi, Chytridiomycota, Chytridiomycetes, Rhizophydiales. The record is from RefSeq and is a predicted model, not a curated record. Gene Ontology annotation, biological process: negative regulation of apoptotic process; protein phosphorylation; intracellular signal transduction. Gene Ontology annotation, molecular function: protein serine/threonine kinase activity; tau-protein kinase activity; ATP binding. The annotation marks the transcript as partial. Gene Ontology annotation, cellular component: cytoplasm.